CAGACUGUAAAGCAAUUGACAACAAGAUCUGUCAGUCAAAAAGUGGUCCAUGGUUAAAGAACAUCCUGACUAAUCUCAAAGAAAGUGCACAUGUGGAAUCAAGUAUCAUGGGUCCAAACACAUAUCUGUACACGUAGAAAAAGAAAAUACAUAUUUGAUAUCUGUAUAUCUGCAUGUGAAAGGAACAUAUGAAAAUGAGUAUUCCACUGACUCCAAGCAAGGCAUGCUGCACUGACAGAGAGAACAAUAGCAAUGAUGAAAAAAAUGAUAAUGAAAGUGUGGCCAGUUUAGGUGACACAAAUGCCAAUCAAAUUUUCACAACAAAGAUAUAUGACGACAAAGAUGAAAUCUGCAGGGAGGACAAAACAGUUGGGCUUGGCACUUGGCAGUCAGAAAACUUCACGCAUUCAGAAAACCUCACGCAUUUGACCAAGGAACCCAGUAGGCUGGUUGAAGGGAGCAUUGACUCUCCAACAAGUGAACAAAUGUUAGGUGCUCAAAGAUUGCAAGCACCAUCAAAUCGAGAUCUAAGCAAAGAAUAUAUGACUGAUGAUGCUAAGGACAGUUUAAAAACCUUUAAUAUUCAAGGACAAUCUCCUCUAAAUUCAAAAGUCAGCUUUUAUGACAGAAGCUCCCAAAUUUCCAUUAGCAAAACAAAUGAAUCUUCUAUAGGAAUUUAUAAUAAUAGUCUUAGUAACGUAACCCAAACUGAACGUUCUAGGGUAAAAUCAGGUAUUCCUUCGCCUAAAUCAGAGCCUUUUCAAAAAGAACAUAUCUCACCUACGCCAUCUAUAGAUUCACCUUCUAGAUACUCGCAAUACCUUGAUACUUCAAAUUCUGGUGUUAAAACAACAGACAUAUCUGCUCCGGCUGACCAUUCCUUAGGAAUAUCUUCUCAUAAUCUAAGUAAUACCUCAGAGGAGAAGAAAAUUGUACUUUAUUCUAAAACACCUACCUCAAGCAUCACUGGCCCAGAUUCGUCAAUACUUGACGGAACCGUAACCCAUGUUAACAAGCAAAGCACAUUGCCACCACCUACUCAUGCAGAUGACCACUCUCGUUUAAUCUACAAACCUCAGGUAAUUUGUAACAUACCAGAAGCACAACUAUAUCAGGGUCCAACCAACAAACUAUCAGAACUACCAGACUCUAAAAUGUUGCAGUCAAAACUGCCUUCCCCACACAGACUAGAACAUAUAUUGCUAGGAGAGGCAGCUGCAUCAAGGAGAAUGGACAGUGUGUUUGAAACCAGAAGAUCGCCUCUGUCUUCUCCAUGUGGUCAGGUAGCUGUUCCUCAUACAAACAAAGUGGUUAAGCCACCAGGGACAUUUCUAUUAACUAGCCCUUCCAAUACAAGGCAACACGAUUAUCAAGCUGAUGUAUCAUUCAGCGAAACAAAAGUGCCAUUCUCUCAGGUCUGUAACAUUCAAACUGGUCAUGCUCAAGAAUUGGAGUCCUUAAGAAAUAAAGAGUUGAGCAGCAAGCCUGUGAUCAGAAAAACAACAUCACUCACAGACUCUCUGGAUAAUAAGAUCAGUGUGAACAAAGACAGGCAUUCUGCACAAGAUUAUCUCUGUCAGGACAGUGACAAUUUUCUUUCAAGCAGCAAUGUGAUGACUUUGAAGGAUAAAAUUGCUGUGGUUGACAGUAAAAGGGCUUUCCUUGGACGAAAACAUCAGUCAGAUGUUUUAAAAGGCAGUUUGAAAGAGAGUCAUAGGGACCCAACAGAUUCUGUUUUAUGUACUCCUUCUUUUUCGUGCCCAGUGGCGGCUGUUAAUAUUAAUGAUCAGCGCAUUGCCUCACCGAACAGCUUUAAGGAUCCUAGCACAGCUCAUGUUGACAGAUUGUCACCUUCCCCAGUGCUACCUCCUAUUGAGAGUACACAGUUGUUUAACAUAUCCCCUAAAGCUACUAACAAGACUCUUUGUAACAGCGGAAUACCGAAACCCAUACUGGUACAUUCCAAACCUUCCAUUACUAUCCAGGGAGAAACAGAAAUAAAUCAUAAUAUAAAGCCAGAGGAAACAAUGGAACAAAUGCUCAUUGCUCCGAUACCUAAACGUGUACGGCCUAAAAUCAUCACAUAUAUCAGAAGGAACCCCCAAGCAGUUGAUAGACUGCCAUUUGGGCAGAUGAACAUGCCAUAUGUUCCUCCAUCUUGUAAUGUUCCAAUACCAAAGGAGCAUGAUAUAUUGAGUAGUGAUGGUAAAUCCACCAAUGUGUUGCUGGAUAAAUACAAAACUGAUGUACACAAACCACGAAUAUACAGCACUGGUCUGAUGAUUUCUGGCAUAAGGCCUCCUGGGCAUCAUUCUCUAGAAGAGACGGGUGACAGACAGAGAAAGGAUGACUUCUGCUCUUCAACAUUUACUCAUUAUGAGGUGCCACCCACCUUCUACAGAUCCACCAUGAUUCUGAAGCCACAGCUUGGAUUAGGUGCCAUGUCUAGACUCCCAUCAGCAAAAAGCAGAAUACUGAUUGCAAGUCAACGGUCCUCAAGUGGUUCUAUACCUCAUCAAGAACUGGUAACAGCAGCUGCAACAAGCUGCAACCAAGAGGCAACAGAUGAUAUUAAAAAAGGCUCUAUUCUGAAUGGAGCAAAGUCAAAUCUCCCAAAGCCUUGCCAGAUGGCCCUCCGUCCUCCUGGCUAUUCCAGACUUCCAGCGGCUAAACUUGCAGCCUUUGGAUUUGUACGGAGCUCUAGUGUGUCAUCACUUUCCAGCAAUCAGUCCAGUGAGAGCAUCCAAAGUGAUCAGAGCAGAGCACCUAACACAGGUACAAGCUUUGUGCAUGAAGACCAGCCUGCUCAAAAUACAGUCUUGCAUUCAAAGGAGAUCCCCAAGGGGACAAAUAGGACAAUCUUGGAAGUGUGUAACAGCACAAACGCUCCCCGCAGGAGUUUACUUCCAGCAAAGAAAACAACCACAUCACCUGCUGGAUUAAAAAAGGAAACACAAAAAGAUCAAGAAGUGGUCAAACAGACUAUAUCAUCACCGAAAAAACAAGCCACAAAGUUGAAUUCACCAGGACACCCCAAGCUGAAGCCAAGCAUUGUAAAGAACGGUUAUCCUGCCAAGUCUGAGACAACCACCAGAGAUCCAGAUCGCCACUGUGCGCACAGACUGAAGGAGAAAUGUGAAGAGAAGACUAAAGAACUUUUGUUUAUACGAGAAGAGUUUAAAAAAGCCAGGUGUGCAUUCGUCGUAUUUGCAGUGACAACGCAGUAUUUCUUUAGUAAGAGUGAAACUAGUCUUAUAAAAGAGAGAGAGCUGCAGCUGGAACUUGCUACAAUCAGAGAUGAAGUGGCAUUCAACACAGCAAAGUGUGAGAAAUUACAAAAAGAGAAGGAGGAGCUGGAAAUUAAAUUUGACAAUGAAGUGAAGAAGCUUGAAAGAUAUCAAGAGGAAGAACUUCAAGCGCUGAAGGAGCGCCUACAGCUACAGUAUGAUGAAGAGAUGGAGCGGCUACGAGCUGAAAAGAGUGCCCAGCUGCAGAAGAUCUUAUGCCAACACCAGGGACAAAUUGAAGACAUGUCUACAACCCAUGAAGCUGUUCUGCUGGAGAUAAAGAAUGUCCAUUCAGCUGCUGUAACUGCAAUCCAUGAAGAUCACGAGAAUAGUGUUUAUGAGUUGAAAGACAGUCAUGAGUUAGAGAAGAAAGUGCUUGAAGAUGGUUUUGAAAUAUUGCGCCUAUCAUUACAGGAUCAAGUUGAUACUUUGACGUUCCAGAAUCAUUCGCUGAGAGACCGGGCAAAAAUGUUUGAGGAAGCACUAAUGAAGAGCACUAAGGAACAGCUGGAGAUUGCUCUUGCCCCCUAUCAACACUUAGAUGAAGACCUGGCCAGUGUGAAACAAGUAUUAGAAAUGAAGAAUCAGUUAAUCCAUCAGCAGGAAAAGAGGAUCAUGGAGCUGGAAAAACUGGCUGAAAUUAAUGUUAUCUUGGAGGAGAGGAUUCAGGUUCUCCAACAGCAGAAUGAAGAUAUGAAAGUCCGGAUAGAUAAGAACGUUGCAGUCACCAGGCAACUGUCAGUAGAAAACGCCAACCUGCAGGAGAGCGUUACGAAAGAGAACAAGGAGAAGAAUAGAUUAAGCCGCACCAAUGAGGAACUGGUUUGGAAGCUGCAGACUGCCGAUUCCAUGAGCCCCAUUAAAAACCCGUCAUCGCCUAUAAACCGCUCAUCUUCUUCGAGUCCUUUAUCGCCCUCUAAAAUCAGCUCUGCUCAGAGAUGACACAAUAACAUUCAAUAAGUGGCAAGCUUUACACCCCGAUGUCCCAAUGCUUUUGCAGUAAGCGGAGUGUGACGGCAAGCAGAAACCGAUGUACCCUUCUAUACAUUGGAGAGAGAAAGACCCUUUUUGAUUAUAAACUAGAAGCUAAGGAAACAAAAAAACAUUCCACUACAAUCACAUAAAACGGAGAAGCCACAUCAAUAUUUCAGGUUACAUACAGUCCAAUAUGCUGGGAUACUAUAUACAAAAUAUUUAUUGUAUACAUGAUUGCACACACUUUACAGGUUUACUUGUACGUAAAUAUGCUUAUCUGUGUAUAUAUGAACUAGAGCUUGUCUUUCUCUCUUUUUUUUUUUUUAUGUUUUUUUUUUAUCGUGCUGCUGAUCUGUUUAAAUCAGCAAUUUUUCUAACCUGUGCCUAUGUCUUCUACCUGACUGGGACAUUUGUGUCCACUCUGUUUUUACUGCUUGUUGUAAGGAGAUAACACUGAUCCAUACAGAUGUACAAGAAGAAAAUCGCCUUCCAGACAGAACAACACAAUCACCAGCUCUAGCAAGUUAAUACUGGACAAUGCUGCCUACGCAAUAAUCCAACGCUUUGCUCGCAUGUCAAGCCUUUUCAUUUCCUGUGAGUGGCUUCUGUAGAGGCCCUCAGCUAACUGUCUACUUUUGGACUUGACUUUUUUGUACGUUUUCAUGACAUGGCCACCAGAGGGUGCUAGGCUGCUUCUCAACUGAGAGCCACUAAAAGCCAGACCUCUAAAGAUGUACAUAUAAGGCCUUUACUUUUACAAUAACAGCGAGAAAAAAAAAAUCUUUCCGUUUCCAUUGACUUGGACCCAGUUAUGUUGGAUUUAAAUUCAUUAUUGUGUUAUUCCUAUAUGCUUCUGAAUCUUCCAUAUUUUGUUUGUGUAGGGAAAUACCCUUUUCAUAGCUCUUUUUUGUAUAUUUUGUAACACACAAAUGUCUAUAGGAAUCUGCCUGCGAAAAAGCACCUAAUUUUCAAUUAGUUCUGAUUGCGAUUCUGUGCAAUUUUAUAACUUGGAGGUAAUUAGAAGAUAGAGAUAUUUAUUUUGGAAUGUAAUUCACCUCAUGGUGAGUUCUUUUGUGUAAAGCAGAAUGGAAGUAGAGUGUAAGUUUUGUAAUUGUCGUUUAUUCAGCCAUGUCUCAUUAGAUUUGCUCAUAUAUGUAUUCACCUCUUCCACUGUGAUAAAGAUGCUGCAUUAGUGAGUUCA
Rana temporaria (common frog) is the source of this 5463-nucleotide messenger RNA. RefSeq names its product microtubule associated scaffold protein 2 (gene MTUS2). NCBI's taxonomy places the organism in Eukaryota, Metazoa, Chordata, Amphibia, Anura, Ranidae. The transcript has 14 exons. The record is from RefSeq and is a predicted model, not a curated record. Gene Ontology annotation, cellular component: cytoplasm; nucleus. Gene Ontology annotation, molecular function: microtubule binding. The coding region runs from base 189 to 4229 and encodes 1346 amino acids.